AUGGAACCAGGAAAGGAUAGAGAGUAUCCAAUGAUUGUAGGGAAAGUGCGUGUCUGGUUGUGGAGAGACAAAAUGACACGCACGAGUCUAUACAGAGGACCACUUGGCCACACAUCACAUGCUAUUGCACGUGAACUAGUAACUUAUGUUAAAAGAAAGAAACAAUCCUCUUUGACCCUGCCACUGCCACGAAGGGUUACACGCGCCCACAUUGGCAAUGGAAAGCCGGAGUCCCAUCCUUCUACUGUACUGAAAAAAGCAAAAGGCUGUGACACCUCUGGCUCCAAAAACCCAACAAUUUUCUACCCUUCUUUUCCCAUUCUGCUUUCUCACAAUCCGGAAUAA
Dovyalis caffra is the source of this 345-nucleotide messenger RNA. The record is from the annotation of a GenBank genome assembly. NCBI's taxonomy places the organism in Eukaryota, Viridiplantae, Streptophyta, Magnoliopsida, Malpighiales, Salicaceae.